Messenger RNA from Zingiber officinale, 2124 nucleotides. RefSeq names its product tafazzin-like. Bases 270 to 1583 code for a protein of 437 amino acids. Gene Ontology annotation, biological process: phospholipid metabolic process. The transcript has 7 exons. The record is from RefSeq and is a predicted model, not a curated record. NCBI's taxonomy places the organism in Eukaryota, Viridiplantae, Streptophyta, Magnoliopsida, Zingiberales, Zingiberaceae.
UCGCGGCCUGCCAUACCGCCACGCCUCUAUUUGUCAUUUGAUGAGCCGGAGAUCACGCUCGAUCCCGGGCCGAUCCCGAGCUCCACGGCGCCUUCUCCCCUCCUCGCCUUCAAUCUUCUGUAUCUGUUCCUCGUUGCCUUGAUACGCUCGAACCCUAGUCUUAAGGAGCCAGCCUUCCCCUUUUUGGCCUUUGGAACGUUUAUCGAUCAGCAAUUGAAAAGUGAAAUAGAGGCUGUCUGUCUUUGUUCUUCCGAUCGGGACGAGUAUCUAUGAGGGCGGGGGAGUGGAUGGAGCGCGGGGCUGGUCCCUGGAGGGACCAAGUUCGGGAGCUGCAACUGCGCAUUCGGAACCGAUUCCGUGUGGCGGUCGUUCGCCGACGGCACCGUCUUGUGGAGUCGGACUACUCGAGCCCCGUGAAGCGCUGGCUCCACCGCCUCCGGAACAUGUGGGUUGUGAAUCCGGCUCCUGACACUCCAACCUCGUCGAUGAGGUUCUAUCGUAAAAAAGUUGGCAAAGCCAUAAAUGAUGAAUCAAUCUUAGUUCGUAUGGUUCAAGCUUUGGCUGUCCCUGUUAUUGGUAAUGCUUGUUAUGUAUUUAUGCAUGGCCUUAAUCAUGUCCAGAUAUAUGGUGUGGAAAAAUUACACCAGGCUUUUAAGCAAAGACCUGAAGGCAAGCCCUUACUAACGGUUAGUAAUCAUGUUGCAGCUGUUGAUGACCCACUUGUGAUAGCUUCUUUGCUUCCACCAAGUAGUUUGUUGAAUGCUCAUGAUCUAAGAUGGACUCUCUGUGCAACUGAUCGUUGUUUUAGGAAUCCGUUGCUGUCUGCAUUUUUCCAUUGUCUCAAGGUUCUACCAGUUUCACGUGGUGAUGGUGUUUACCAGAAGGGAAUGGAUAGUGCUCUAUCCAAGCUGAACAAUGGUGGAUGGGUCCAUAUAUUUCCUGAAGGAAGUCGCUCUCGGGAUGGAGGUAGAACUAUGGCUGCUGCUAAGAGAGGGGUUGGAAGAUUAGUGAUAGAUGCAGAUACAACUCCUAUCGUUAUUCCCUUUGUUCACGCUGGAAUGCAAGAAAUUAUGCCUAUAGGAACACAUUUCCCAAAGAUAGGGAAAAAUGUCACAGUGCUCAUAGGGGAUCCACUUUUCCUGGACGAUUUGGUCGUGUAUAAGGAUGAUUCCCAACAUGUCUCCACUGGCAUCCUAUACGAUGCUGUCUCGACCAGGAUUGAACAACAACUCCAGGAGCUAAAAGCUCAAGUUGAUCGAUUAGCAGCUGAACAAGAAUUAGAAAUCAGGGAUGUAGAUAAUAGAGAUUGCGCAACUAGAAUUUGGCAGCAGGUUGAUUGGGAAGCAUUUGGCAUGCAAAACAUACUAGAGGAACCAGCAGGGACAACUAGUAGGGCAACACAUAAUCAUCCAAUACAAGUUCUUGAGCAGUCUCCUAAGUCCAAUUUUUCUCGGAGUAUUAAGCUGGUUGAUGAAGGUGGGAUUGUCUCAAGAAUUCGCGGUUUUAUGGAUCCAUCUGAGCUUAUGGGUUUUGCUGCUAGAGGUCUGUUUAUCAAUGGUAGGAUAAUGGAUGAGUGUCAUUAGAUCCUCUGAGAUGGUGCCCUAUUCAGGCCUGAAAACAUUUUGCACGAUGGAACUUGUUCUGCGGUACGAGUUUUUAUUUGUUUAGCCACUAAAAGUUUCAAGCAACGGGCGACGCCCAUGUUUGGGUGAAUCAACAAAAGAAAUGGAAAAUUUAUUAUUCAGAGCUGCUGCCUCUUUCUCAGAGGAUCAUUUCUCAUCUUCAUCGUGAUACAUGGACGGAAAGGAGGAUUGGGAGGUUUAUCAAUAGGCCUAAUCGACUUCCAUUUUGACUAUCAAGUUGGCGUCAGGAAAAUCUGAACAGACAACAGUGACAUUAAGGCGAAUCAAAUGUCACAAUGGCGGAGCUGCACAGCGCAGCAAGCGGAGCUGCGGAAGCUCCGGCGGAACUUCAGCACCAAUGUCCUGGCUCUUGUCAGCAGGUUGGCUUCUUCAAGAGGGAUUCAUUGAUGAGUAAACGGACGAAGGGGAUUUUUAUCUAUCAAUUGAUGAGUAAAAACUAAAUAUUAUGUCCAUAAAAUACCAUAGUAAUUAACGUUCGAAA